Messenger RNA from Microcebus murinus (gray mouse lemur), 2708 nucleotides. NCBI's taxonomy places the organism in Eukaryota, Metazoa, Chordata, Mammalia, Primates, Cheirogaleidae. The record is from RefSeq and is a predicted model, not a curated record.
GGCUCGCGCUCGGGCUGCGGCGCCGGCUCCCGCCGCCUGGGCCCGGGCCGGGCCCCUCCCGCGCCGCCCGGGCGAUGAGAAGCUGCUUCUGCGUGAGACGGAGCCGGGACCCGCCGCCGCCGCAGCCGCCGCCGCCCCAGCGGGGAACAGACCUGUCCACCAUGCCUGAAGUCAAAGACCUUUCGGAAGCCUUGCCGGAAACGUCCAUGGACCCCAUCACAGGCGUCGGGGUGGUGGCUUCUCGGAACCGAGCCCCGACGGGCUACGAUGUAGUUGCGCAGACGGCAGAUGGUGUGGAUGCUGACCUCUGGAAAGACGGCUUAUUUAAAUCCAAGGUUACCAGAUACCUGUGUUUCACAAGAUCAUUUUCCAAAGAAAAUAGCCAUUUGGGGAACGUGUUAGUGGAUAUGAAGCUCAUUGACAUCAAGGACACGCUGCCUGUGGGCUUCAUCCCGAUUCAGGAGACGGUGGACACACAGGAGGUGGCUUUUAGAAAGAAGAGGCUGUGCAUUAAAUUUAUUCCACGAGAUUCAACGGAAGCCGCAAUCUGUGACAUUCGGAUCAUGGGCCGCACCAAGCAGGCCCCGCCUCAGUACACGUUUAUCGGGGAACUGAACAGCAUGGGGAUCUGGUACCGAAUGGGCAGAGUACCGAGAAAUCACGACUCAUCCCAACCCACAACGCCUUCCCAGUCGUCAGCUGCUUCCACCCCAGCCCCCAACCUGCCCAGCAAUGGAUGGUGUGCCUUUUAUGAUUUCCGAGAAGUUUUCCUGUGUUCCAGAAAGUCAAUGACAGCUCCCCGCGUGAAGGAGGCUGCCCGGCUUUCCCGUUGUCACUCGUGCGUCCUGUGCUAACCGCACGCCCUGCUCUGGCUGGGAGGCCCCGUGUGCGGGCACAGAGCCUCCAGCUGUGGGCUCCCGCUCACAGGAGCACUGACCACAGGGCACACGUGAGCACACGCGCCCAGGCUGGGCCCCCAGCCACCGUUAGUGACAGGAGGGGCUGCGUGGGCUGGCCUGGCCCUAAGGUUGACUAGACCACGUGAGGUGCCGCCAUGGGCUGCGGCCCCCAGCACUCCUGGGGUCCUCGCCCAGCUGGCGCCAGCCCCAAGGUGGCAGUGGCCCUCUCUCGCCCAUGCCGGCCCCAUCCGCGCCGGCCCAGCAAACUCGUUUCUGGUUUUUAUCCUUUCUGCAGAAGUUUGCUUUGAGUAGCUAAUAAACGCGAAGGCCCCAGUUCGGGCACCAGCUAAGGAAUCCUUCAGUGUUUUUCUUGGAUCCAGCUUAAAGCCACCCGGCUUGCGAUUUGACCUGCUCUGUAGUUUCCAUUUUCAUGAAAUAUAAUAGGCCUCCCCUGAACCCUUCUAGUAAGCAGCUUAAUCUUGAAAAAUGCUCGUGACGUGACACGCAGAGCUUGAGUAACUUCAGCCGACUCCACUUGGCCGCGUUGCCAUGGAGACGCUGGCGCCUCUCCCGCCGUUCCCUGGGAGAGGCUGCUCUGUCCUGCUCACCAGCUCCAAAUUGGGGGAGUUUAGCGGGGUAGUUAGAGCCUAAUGAUGCAACAGCUGGACCUCUGCGGGAUCCCGGGAUCGCCACUCGGCUGGCGGCGCAGAGACAGCCAGGCUGCUCCGUGGCCACUGGCACGGCAGCCGGGAGCGCAGUGUCUGCUUCGGUGGCCCCGUCCCAAGAUCGCCCUGCGAACGUGCUGCCGCCGACUCAGCAAGUGCCGAAGGCCACGGACUCGGGCCGGCCCCGCGCCCCGCGCUUCCUGCUCUCCUCAAGCUCAGUGCGCAGCCUGGCCAGGAGGCCCUUUCGCAGGCGAGGACAGGAGGUGCUGAGCCCAGUUUUGAACCCAGUCCUGGGACUCCGGCGCCAGUCUCGCUGGCACGGGGAGGGCCCUAGCCCGCUCCCGUCCCUGGGCUGCCACGGUUCAGGACCGUGAGGGCCCUCGGGCCUCACCUGCUCAUGCCAGGCCGCCAGGAGGCCAGGCUCCGGCCCCUCUCGGGGACACAGGACACUGACGUGACCACAAGGACUCAGGCCGGGGGCCUCACAGACUCGGGCCCCCUCUGUCCCCCAGGUGUUUCAGCCCAGGCUUCCCGGGCCUCCCGCUAAUGGUCGUUGCCAUGUGUGUUUGAUUUUUCAUGCUGUGUGAUGAAAAGCCACCGUUUUCAAAGAAAGGUCCUCAGUCAUCAUGAAAUUAUAGAAACUCUCAUUAAAACGUGAUGUUACCAUUUUUUUACCACGUGGAUUUCUCAAGUGGUAAUUGGUGGACGGUUGCUUCAUUCACCUGGCAUUUUCGGAGACCCGGAAUCCCCCAUCCCCUUCCCUGGGUCCCGCGGAGUCCUGGACAAGAGACUCCCGCGAUCCCUCAGACCCACGGCCGCCAAAUACGUGCAGCCGUCACGGCGCCUUGGGCACCUCCCAGCCCGCAGCUGCAGCAAGGAAGAGCCCACCUGCGUCUCUUUGGCAGCAGGAGAAGACGGGCAAGUGGGUCAGCCACGGGCACAGUCUUGCAGCAGGCCCGAGACCCCUGGCUGCCGUGGACACGCGACCGAGCGGUGGCCCUGCAGCCUGUUGCCGCAGCGUGCUCUCCCUUCUCCUCCCUGUGCCCCAGUGACGACCAGAGUCGCCAGACCGGUGGAAACGGGGUCCCACAGGGCGGUCUGAGGGAGCACGUUCCAGCCGUCUAAGAGGGUGACUUGCCCUGUG